Molecule: messenger RNA, 8703 nt
Organism: Panthera uncia (snow leopard)
Lineage: Eukaryota; Metazoa; Chordata; Mammalia; Carnivora; Felidae
Gene: DUSP18
Product: dual specificity phosphatase 18
Exons: 2
Coding region: 398-964 (188 amino acids)
Biological process (GO): protein dephosphorylation
Molecular function (GO): MAP kinase tyrosine/serine/threonine phosphatase activity
Source: RefSeq, a predicted model, not a curated record
AGACUCAGCGGGCUGCGGAGAGCGUGGCAGAUACUACCUCUCCGCUAAAACUGAUGUGGCCCGGGCGUGAUCGAGGGGCGGGUAACCUGGCGAGGGCGGGCGGGACAGCUCCAGAGAGCGGAGAGGAGGCCGGGGUUUCUCCGAAGACCCGGCCCUGAGGAUCCCUCACCUCGAGGAAGGACCAUCGCUAUGGAAACCAGAGCGUGGGGCGGCCCGGGAUUGUGGCUCCCGGAUGGUGGUGACCGGUCUUCUCUCUCCCCGAGACACUCGCCCACUUCGGGCGAGGUUGCUUCCUGAACGAACCUGCUCUCUCGCCCACGAGAGAAAGUUUCCCAUGGCACAGCCUAGCAGAAAGAUGCAGCCUUUGUGCCUCACUGGCCGCUGACCCACUGGCCUGAUGACAGCACCCCCGUGUACCUUUCCGGUUCAGUUCCGGCAGCCAUCAGUCAGCGGCCUCUCACAGAUCACCAGCAGCCUAUACAUCAGCAAUGGGGUGGCUGCCAACAACAAGCUCAUGCUCUCCAGCAACCGGAUCACCACGGUCAUCAAUGUCUCGGUAGAAGUGGUGAACACUUUAUACGAGGACAUCCAGUAUGUACAGGUGCCGGUGGCUGACACACCCAUCUCACGUCUCUGUGACUUCUUUGACCCCAUUGCUGACCACAUCCACAGUGUGGAGAUGAAGCAGGGCCGCACACUGCUGCACUGCGCUGCUGGCGUGAGCCGCUCAGCUGCCCUCUGCCUUGCAUACCUCAUGAAGUACCAUGCCAUGUCCCUGCUGGACGCCCACACGUGGACCAAGUCAUGCCGGCCCAUCAUCCGGCCCAACAAUGGCUUUUGGGAGCAGCUCAUCCACUAUGAGUUCCAGCUCUUUGGCAAGAACUCCGUGCACAUGGUCAGCUCCCCUAUGGGAGUAAUCCCUGACAUCUACGAGAAGGAGGUCCAUUUGAUGAUUCCGCUGUGAGCCAUCUCACCAGCCUCUGUGCCCAGGUCAAAGGUGCAGAUCUGCUGUUGACCGAGAUCUGAACUUAAACGUUCUACUGUUGUUACAGAAAAAACAGAUGAUGCCUUUUAUAAGAAUCAGAAAAAAAAGGAAAGGUGCUGUAGUUUUUAACCUUAUUAUCCAUAUCUUCAAAGAUUAAAUUCACUAACUGUACGAUGGUGCAGGUAAGUUUCCUACCCUGUGAGUGACAGGUCAUGGCUGCUGGCCAGAUGGGAGAGAGAGGCAAGUGCCCAGGUCAAAUGGACCAGUGCCUAAAGCAUAUGGCAAGCUUGGAAGCCUGCUGCCCUCCCGCAGACCGACCAACCCACAAACGAGUCAGCCACCAUUCCACUUCACUCUUUCAAACCCAAAGCCAGAGCCUUAAGCAUCAUGGCGCCUCCUGUGCCACUCACAGUCAGUGCCAACCUACUAGAUAAGUGGCCUUCAGGUGGUGCUCUGGGAGCCCUGGGGACCCAGGCCAAGCCUGCUUCUACCUUCAGCCACAGGGACCCAACUCUGGUUUUCUGGAUUGGAUUUACACAUGACAUGGUUUUCAAAGAAAGCAUUCCAUUGUAUAAAACUAAAAAAAAAAUUUUUUUUUAGUGCUAUCGUAGGUGGCAAGGUCUCAAAGUACCCAUGGCAGUCCCCUGCCGGCCUUUGAUGGUGGCAUUAGUUUCCUUCUUAGAGGCACACGUGGAGAGCAGGCCUGACAUCAGGCUUCAGGGGUUCCUCUCACAGGUCUUGAUUUGGAAGGCCAGAGCUGCCGACUGGAACCUAGCCUUAUCACCUCCUCCCUAUAUGAUUUGGGACCUCUUGGAGCCUCAGCUUUCUCAUCUGUCCAAGCAAUUACAGCCCUUUUCUCCCAGCGUUGUCAUGAAGAUUCAGCAAUUCCUUACCUUGGUGCCUGACACAUGGUCAGGGCUUAUGGUAGCAACUCUAGGCAUGAAUGAUGCUUUGGCCCUGCUGGUCCUGGUUAUCGCAGUCAUCCUCACAAUGGCAUUUCCCCUAUCUUUGCACAACCCUUUACUGUUUACAAAAUGUUCUUCCAAAAAGUCCUCCUGUGUGGAAAAAAAAAAAAAAAUGGUUUAAGUCCCUUCACACCCUACUUUAGAAGAGGCCUAGCUUCUUAGCCUUUUCAGAGUUCCCAUUGCAUUUAAUCCAUGCAUGCCCUGGGGGUCCUAAAGCAAGGGGCACUCCCAGAUUCCCCAAAAAGGCCUUGUUUAGAUUGCUGACCACUAAAGCCAGUGCCCUGGUCUGGCUAACCACCUGGGUCUAUGAGGGCACAUGACAAAGGGACAAAUGAGUGCGCCCAACCUAUAGACCCUGAAAUCCAAGAUGGUUCAAACCUCCCAAGGACCUGAGGAUCUGACUCAAGACCAGCAAUUCUAAUCCAGAGGUUUUCAAAUCAACAAUAUAGGAGACAAAAGCACAACUUCUCUGUGGGUCGAGUCCAGUGGAAGCCAAAUGCCUUCUACCCCACCCCCACUUCCAUGACAGGCAUGCCCAAGGGUACAAUUUUAGAGUGUGGGGGAGAAGGAAAAUCACUGCUGUAGACUGACUUCUCAUUUUAUAGGCGAAUAAACAGACCCCCAAACACCAGGGCUGGUGUGGCAGAGCCCCCACAAAGCAGACUUUCUGGAAGAAACCCAAGUGGAAAAUUUCUUCUAUAGCCUUCUUAAAAAGAAAUUGAUUGGGACAUGUUUUAUCUUCAUUUUUAAAAAAACUUUGAAUUAAUAUACCAUAAAAUUAACUUUUUUGUAUGUACAGUUCUGUUUUAACACAUUUGUGUAACUACCUCUGCAGUUAGAACACAGCAGUUCCAUCACCCAAAAAAUUAUCUGAUGCCACCUCUUUGUUGUCAAACCUUUGCUCCACUCAAGCCUCUGGCACACACCAAUCUGUUCUCCAUUCCUGAAGAUUUGCCUUUUCUAGAAUGUCACAUCCAUAGCAUCAUAGAGGAUGUAAUCUCUGGAGACUGGCUUCUUUAGUAUGUCUUUGAGAUUCAUUCAGGUUGUUUUUUAUAGCUAAGCAGUGUUCCAAUGUGCAGAUGUACCAGUUUGUUUUUUAACAUUCACCCAUUGAAGGAUAUUUGGGUUGUUUCCAGUUUGGGGUGGUUUUGAAUAAAACUGCUACAAACAUUUGUGUAUAGGUUUUUAUGUCAACAUAAGUUUUCAUUUAUCUAGGGUAUAUGCCAAGAGUGGGAUUGAUCAGUUAUAUGGUAAAGGUUAUAUUUAACUUCAUAAAAUAACUACCAGACUUCCAGAGUCUGCAGACUUCCAGAGUGGCUGCAUACCGUUUUGUGUUCCACUAUGAGAGAUCCACUUCCUCACUAGGAUUUGGUAUUGCCAAUACUUUUUAUUUUAGCCAUUCUGAUAGAUGUGUGGUAUUUGCUCAAUUUGCAUAUUCCUAAUGGUUCAUGAUGGUGAGCAUCUUUUUGUAUACUUAAUUGCCUUCCACCUGCCUUCUUUGGUGAAAUGUCUAUUCAGCUCUUUUGCCCAUUUUAAAAUUGGACUGUUUUCUCACUCUUAAGGGUUGGGAAUUCUUUAUAUAUUCUGGAUACAAGUCAUUUGUCAGAUAUAGAUUUGUAAAUAUUUUUCCCAGUCUGACUUGUCUUUGCAUUUCUCUUAGAAAUGUCUUUUGCAGAACAAAAGUGUUUCAUCUUGAUGAAGGGCUACUUGCCAAUUUUUCCUUUUAUAGAUUGUUGUUUUGGUGUCAUGUCUAAGAAUUCUUUGCCUAGCCCCAGAGCACAAAGCUUUUCUCCAAUAUUAAAGAUUGGGGGGUUAAAUUUUUCACUUAUUUUUAUUAUCCUUUGGUAUAAGGUGUGAGGUUUAGUUUGGGGUUCAUAUUUUUUUCAUAUAGAUGUCUAAUGGUUUCAACUACAUUUGUUGAAGACUGUCUUUAUUGGUUGCAUUUGCUCCUUUGUUUAGGUCUAUUUUGGAUUCUUUAUUCUGUGUAAUAUAUGUAUCUUUCUCUUCACCUGUACCAUAACUGUCUUGAUUACUGUGGCUUUAUAGUAAGUUUUAAAGUCUGAUAGUAUGAGUCCUCCAAUUUUUAUUCUUUAAAAAAAAUUGUUUGGGUUAUUCUGGUUUCUUUGCCUUUCAUAUGAAUUUUAGAACCAACUUGUCUGUAUCAACAACAACAAAAAUAAACUACUGGGAUUUCAAUUGAAAAUGUUAAAUCUAUUGGCCAAUUUGGGGGAGAAUUGCCAUCUUUACUCUGUUGAAUCUUCUGAUCCAUGAAUAUAGUAUAUCUCUCCAUUUAGUUAGUCUUUGAUGUCUUCCAUCAGUGUUUCGUGGUUUUUCAGUAUACCAAUCUUAUAGAUUUUACUGUAUUUAUACCUAAGUAUUUCACUGAGAGGGGGAAUUGUAAAAAAAAAAAAAUUUUUUUUAAUGUUGGUUUCCAAUUGUUCAUUGUUGGUACCAUAUAGAAAUACAAUUGAUUUCUGUGUGUUGACCUUGUAUCUUAUGACUUUUCUAAGAACAUUUUUGUAGAUUCCUUGGCAAUCUGCAUGUAGACAAUCAUGUAAUAUUCAAACAGAAAUAGUUUCAUUUCUUCCUUUCCAAUCUGAAUGUCUUUAUUACUACACUGGCUACAACUUCCAGUGUGAUGAUGAAUAUGGGAUGAAAAUAGACAUUCUUGCUUUGUUUCUGAUCUUAGAAAAUAUUCAAUCUUUUACCACUAAUUAUGAUGUUAACUAUAGGUUUUUGUAGUUAAGGAAACCCUUUAUUAAGGUCAGGAAGUUAGGGAUGAGUAGGAAAGUAUUUUCUCUUCUUCUAUUUACUGAAAGAGAUGUAUGAAUUGGUGUUAUUUCUUUAAAUGUUUGAUAGAAUUCACCAGGGAAACUGUCUGGACCUAGAGAUGUCUUUUUCAGAAGUAUUUAACAAUGAAUUCAAUUCUUUUAAUAGUUAGAAGGUUGUUCAAGUUAUCUCAUCUUGGGUGAGUUUUGGUAGUUUGAGUUUGGUGAGUUUUGAAUUUUGAGGAAUAGCUCCAUUUCAUUGAAAUUGUCAAAUCUAUGGAUGUAGACUUAUGUGUGGUAUUCCUUAUUAGCUUUAUUAUCUGCAGGGUCCACAGAGAUAUCACCUUUUCAUUCUUUGUGCUGAUAAUUUGUCUUCUCUCUUUAUUUCUUUAUUAGUCUGGCUACAGGUUUAUCAACUUUCAAAGUCUUUUUAAAGAACCACCUACCGGGGCACCUGGGUGGCUUAGCCGGUUAAGCGUCCGACUUCAGCUCAGGUCAUGAUCUUGAAAUCUGUGAGUUCGAACCUGUGUUGGGCUCUGUGCUGACAGCUUAGAGUCUGGAGCCUGCUUUGGAUUCUGUGUCUCCCUUUCUCUCUCUCCCCCUUCUUCGCUCGUUUUCUUUCUCUCUCUCUCUCUGUCUCAAAAGUAAAUAAACAUUAAAAGAAAUAAAGAACUACCUAUCUUGUUUUUUAUUUUCUCUAUUGUUCUUCCCUUUUCUACUUCUUUUUUUUUAUUUUUUAUUUACAUUUACUUAUUUAUUUUUGAGAGACAGAGAGAGACAGAGCACAAGCGAGGGAUGGGCAGAGAGAGAAGGAGACACAGAAUCUGAAGCAGGCGCCAGGCUCCGAGCUGUCAGCACAGAGCCGGACGUGGGGCUUGAACUCACAAACCACGAGAUCAUGACCUGAGCUGAAGUCAGAUGCUCAACCAACUGAGUCACCCAGGUGCCCCAAUCCCCUUUUCUAUUUCUUGAUUUCUGUUCUUUAUUAUUUCUACAAUUCUGCUUGUGUCAAAUUUAUUUUGUUCUUUUUUCUAAUUUCAUGAAGUAGAAACUUAGAUUAUUGAUUUCAGACCUGCAUCCCGUAAAUUUUAAUAUGCUGCAUUUUCAUUUUGUUCAUUUCAGAAUAUUUUCUAAUUUCUCUUGAAAUGUCCUCCUUUACCCAUGUAUUAUUUAGAAGUGUAUAGUUUUAAUUUGUAAGUAUUUGAAAAUUUUACAACCAUCUCUCUGUUAUUGGUUUCUAUUUAAUUCCAUCAUGAUGAAACAUCAUAAGAGGACAUCAUAAGUCGUAUGCUUUCAUUUCUUUUAAAUUUGUCGGGGCUCCUGUGUGGCUCAGUGGGUUAAGUGUCCAACUUGGCUCAGUUCAUGAUCUCUCAGUCUGUGAGUUCAAGCCCCACAUUGGGCUCUGUGCUGACAGCUCAGAGCCUGGAGCCUGUUUCCGAUUCUGUCUCCCUCUUGCUCUCUGCCCCUCCCCCGCUCAUGCUCUGUUGCUCUUGCUUUCAAAACUAAAUUUUAAAAAAACAUAAACUUUUUUUUAAUUUGUCAAUGUUUACUUUAUCAUGUAAGAUGUGGUCUAUCAUGGUGAAUGCUUUAUGUGCACUUGAGGAAAAAAGAAGGUUAUUUUCGAUAGAGUGGUCAAUAAAUGUAAAUUUAUUGAUUGAAAUUUAUUGAUUGAUGGUGAUGGUGGUGUCAGUUCUUUUACACUCAUCCUGAUUUUGUUUACUUAUUCUACUGAUUACCGAGAAAAGAGUGUUGAGAUAUUUAUCUGAAGUUGUAGAUUUGUCUACACCUCCUUUCAAUUCUAUUAAUUUUUGUUUCAUGUAUUUUGAAGCUUUGUUGUUAGGUACAUACAUAUUUAGGAUUGUUAUGUCUUCAUGGUGAAUUGACCCUUUUUCAAUAUGCAAUGUCUCUUUAUCCUUCUUAAUUUUUUGAAGUCUACUUUGUCUGAUAUUAAUAUAGCCACUCCAGCUUUGUUUUGAGUAGUAUUUCCAUACUUUUACAUCCUUUUACUUUGAACCUACUAUAUCAUUAUAUUGAAAAUGGGUUUUUUUGAGACACAAUAUGGUUGCGUUUUGUUUUUACACAUCCAAUAGGUCUUUAAAUUGGUGUGUUUAGACCAAAAUUAUCAAUAUUUGGAUUUAGGUCUACCAUUUUGUUUUCCAUUUGCCCUCUUUUCUAUUUGUUUCCCUUUUCCUGCUCUCUUUUGGAUUAUUGAAUACUUUUAAAGUAUUCCAUUUUAAUUUUAUAUAGUUUUCUUAGAGGUUACACUAGAGAAUAUACAUACUUGACUUUUCAGAAUCUAUUUAGAAUUAAUAUCUUAAUCACUUCCCUUUGAUGUUCAGUGGAUAAUGUAUUAGUUUUCUCUUGCUGCUGGAACAAAUUGCCACAAACUCAGUGGCUUAAAACAAUACCUAUCAAUAUUUCACAAUUUCUGUAGGUCAGAAGUCUCGUUGGGCUUGACUGAAUCCUUUGCGUAGGGUCUCACAAGGCCAAAAUCAAGAUAUUUCAUAAGGCUGAAAUUACAUGCAUUUUUUUGUUGUUGUUUUGUUUUGUCUUGUUUUUUACUGGAGGCACUGAGGAAGGAUUCUGCUUCCAAGUUUAUUGAAGUUGUUGACCGAAUUCAGUUUCUUGUAGUUGUAGCACAAAAGACCCAUUUCCUUACUAACUGUCAGGUGGGGGCUGGUCUUUUCUCCUGGAAGCUGCCCACAUUCCUUCAAAGGCUUUCCAGCAGGUUGAGUCCCUCUCACACUUUGAAUACUGUGACUUUUCCCUCUGUUGCAUCACUCUAAAUCUGGCCAGAGAAAAUUCUCUGCUUUUAAGGAUUCAUGUGAUUAGAUUAGGCCUGCCCAACAUUCCAGAUAAUAUUCAUAUUAUUUUUAAUGUUUUCAUUUAUUUUUUAUUUUUGAGAGAGAGAGAGAGUAUGAGUGAAGGAGAGGGGGCAGAGAGAGAGGGAGACACAGAAUCCAAAGCAAGCUCCAGGCUCUAAGCGGUAAGCACAGAGCCCGACACAGGGCUUGAAUUUGUGAACCUCGGGAUUAUGACCUGAGCCGAACUCAAAAGCUUAACCGACUGGGCCAGCCAGGCACCCCCGGUAAUCCUCAUUUUAAAAUCUAUAAACUCAAUUAGAUCUAAAUGUUCCUUUUGGCAUAUAAAGUAACAUUCACUGUUUCCAGAAAAUUGGGCAGGACAUCUUUGAGAGGGGUGGGCAUUUCACCCACCACGGUUAAUUUCUAUUGAUCUAUCUUCAAGUUUACAGACUUUCCUCUAUCAUCUCCAUUCUGCUACUAAGGCCAUCCAGUAUAUUUUCUAAUUUUGAUGAAUAUAAUUUCUUAGUUUAAAACUUUCUAUUUAGUUUUUUUCUAUAGCUUCUAUUUUUCUGCUAAGUUUUUUCAUUUCUAAAGUCUUUUUCCAAUAAUUCCGUCCAGGUCAUCUCAGUGUUCAGACUUUCUUCGUUCUUUCUACAUAGAGUAAUUUUGGAUUGUAUCCUGAACAUUUUGAAUACUAUGUUAUGAGGCUGUAGGUCUUAGUUAAAUCCUAUGGAAAAUGGUGAGUUUUUGUUUUAAGAGGCAGUUGCCCCAUUGAGGUUCAGUUCUGAUCUGCCUCCUAUGGACUGUUAAAAACAACACUACAAACACAAAGCACAAAAUGGAGUCAUUUAUGCUGAGCCCCAUGUCACCAAACUGAGACUUUAUUUAAUUACAGUUUUGGCUCUACCAAAAAUGGAAUAUUAAACCAGUCAAUCAGAAGUUGCCUGAUCAGUACUAGUUAGGUAAUCUGCCUGAUAAAUCCCUGCCAUCCCCUAAAGAAAAAUUACCUUGCAAUAACCUACCCACUGUUUUGCCUAAAAUAACUUUCUUGUACCUGCUCCUUUCUGUUUAAAAAUGUCUUUCAUUUUGUACAAUUCCUUGGAGCUCCUUUCUUUCUGCUAGAUUGGAUGCUGCCAGAUUCAUGAAUUGUUGAAUAAAGCCAGUAAGAUCUUUAAAAUCUA